Molecule: messenger RNA, 489 nt
Organism: Lucilia cuprina (Australian sheep blowfly)
Lineage: Eukaryota; Metazoa; Arthropoda; Insecta; Diptera; Calliphoridae
Exons: 2
Coding region: 1-489 (162 amino acids)
Source: RefSeq, a predicted model, not a curated record
AUGUUUGUUUCUACUAACAAUUUACACAAGUAUUACUUCCCAAGCAAGUGUCGCUGGAGUCCCGAUUACUUUUCCAACUCCACCGUCUAUUUGCAAAAUAAUACCGUUUAUGCUGAUCUAAAUAUUAUAAAAAUCAUACAGAAUGGUUUUAAAGGCCAUAUUGAGUUUCAGAUACGCCUCGAAGGUUCUAAAAUCUAUCAGACCUUAUUCGAUUACACCAUAGAUAUCUGCAGUAUGGUGAUAUCGUUUAAGGAUACUCUAUUUAAGAAAUGGUUUCGUAGUUUUCUGAAAUAUGGUAAUUUUAUGCAAAACUGUCCAGUGUAUAGUGGACGCUAUUAUUUAAAUGGAUGGAAAUUGGAUUCGGAUUUGAUACCCAGUUAUUUAUAUGCGGGGGAUUAUCGGGUGAAAGGUUAUGGUUUCUAUGGAAAACUCGAAAGUAAGCAUGAAGACUUUGUGGUGGCUAUGGAUCUGGAAAUAACGACUACUUAA